AUGCUCUUCAUCUUCCAAGGCGCCUUCACCAUCGGCUUCCAGGCCACCGUCUGGGUCUACCCCUCCGAGAUCCUCCCUCUCCGUCUGCGUCAAAGAGGUUCUUCCAUCUCCACAGCCUGCAACUGGAUCCUCAACUUUGUUAUUGUCUACAUCACUCCCCCUGCCAUCAGAAACAUCGGCUGGAAGACCUACAUCAUCUUUGCAGUGCUUAAUGCAGCAUGGGUACCCAUCAUCGUGAGUUUCUCAAGGAUCUAUCCUGUUAUUACACGACGUCUAACAGCUUGUUACAGUNACAUGUUCUUCCCCGAGACCAAAGGGCUUGCAUUGGAAGAUGUGGACAGGCUGUUCGUCAAGGAAGGAUUCGAAGAGGGGUUUGACGCCGCGAUGAACGAGAAGGCUGUCGAAUACCGAACCGACAUGAUCGAGAAGGUCUGA
Aureobasidium uvarum is the source of this 435-nucleotide messenger RNA. Lineage: Eukaryota; Fungi; Ascomycota; Dothideomycetes; Dothideales; Saccotheciaceae. The record is from the annotation of a GenBank genome assembly.